Messenger RNA from Saprolegnia diclina VS20, 1520 nucleotides. RefSeq lists its product as hypothetical. The coding region runs from base 6 to 1418 and encodes 470 amino acids. The transcript has a single exon. The record is from RefSeq and is a predicted model, not a curated record. NCBI's taxonomy places the organism in Eukaryota, Oomycota, Saprolegniomycetes, Saprolegniales, Saprolegniaceae.
CGGCAAUGCGCGCUUCGAUCCUUCUCUCGUGCCUCGCGGGUCUCGCCGGCGUCACGGCCACCGCGCCAGUUUGCAUUCUUGGUGCCGGACCCUCGGGCCUUGCAUCGGCGCUGCGUCUCGCAGAGAAGGGCAUCACCGAUGUUGUGAUUUUUGACAAGAAGGACGGUCCUGGCGGCAAGGCCGAGAACUGGGUUUCGCCCGAAGGCUACAUCCACCAAGUUGGCGCCAUCUUUGGCGACACCACCAUGUACCCGCUGGUGAUUGACCUCACCGACAAGUUCAACAUCUCCCGGCCAAGCAACCCGAUGCGAAAGAACUACGUCUACGAUGCGCCGUCGGGUACGAUCCUCGACUCGACUACGUUUCCCACCAACGCGACGGCGAUCGCUGGCGCCAUCCAGCGCUACAUGGGCGUGUACGCCAAGUACGCUCCGUACCUCGUUCCGGGUUUCAAGAAGGGCGUGCCGCCGGCCAUCGCGGUGCCCAUGAGCGAGUUCCUCCCAGCGCACGGCCUCGACGCGCUCAUGCCGCUCUUCCACUUGUACAUCACGACCUUCGGGUACGGGUCGCUCGAGGACAUUCCAGCGCUGUACGCCAUGAUGUACUACAAGCCCGGUGGCUUUCUCCAGUUUUUGACCAAGCAAUCGUCGCUCUUUACAGUCAACUACAACCUCCUCUUCACCAAGAUCGCAGCUUCACUUCACUGCGCUCAAUUCAAGUACAACGCGACCAUUACCGGCACGAACCGCCGGUCCAACGGUGCCAGCAUCACGUACACGGUCAACGGCAAGGGUCCGCAGACGCAAGCGUGCACUUCAAUCAUCAACACGAUCCCGCACCGCCUGGACCUCCUUCAGCCGCUGGGUCUGGAUGCCCAGGAAGUCGACGUCUUCAAGCACGUGAACUCGGUGCAGUACUUUUCGUCGGUGUGGACGCUCGACCAAGUCGAACCGCGCAACUGGUACGCGGCGCAGCUCAAGCCCACGGGGAAUGCGAGCGCUCCGUUCACGGUCGGCGGCUCCCUUGACAACGGCGCGCCCGUCAUCUUUGGCACGCAGCUGUCAGACGACAAGUACUUCAAUGUCUACUCGUACAAACGAGGUCAAGACCCGAUCUCGCUCGAGACUGUGACUGCGAUGGCCCAAGACGCGCUCUCCAAGCUCAACAAGAACAUCUCAGUGCCCAACGCCGUGGCGAAGCCUGUCCAGGUGGCGGACCUCAAGUUUGCGAAAGCGUGGACGUACUUUGCCCACGUCAACUCGUCGGCCAUCGCCAACGGCUGGUUUCCUUCGCUCGAGAAGCUCCAGGGCCACCGAUCGACGUACCACACGGGCUCGAUGCGCUGCAUGGAAACGGUCGAGUGCUCGAUUGCAUCGGCCAACGACCUCGUCGACACGUUCUUUACCAAGGCGCAUUAACGCAUUAAUUAGCAUGGCGUUGAUUGUGGUCCUUCGUAUUGCAAUUGCGUGGGGCGCAUGCCUUUGCGUCGAAAUAAGAACAAUAAGAAAAAAUGAGAAUGA